Messenger RNA from Oncorhynchus masou masou (cherry salmon), 3117 nucleotides. It is a transcript of the gene gpr18, whose product is annotated as G protein-coupled receptor 18. The record is from RefSeq and is a predicted model, not a curated record. Gene Ontology annotation, biological process: phospholipase C-activating G protein-coupled receptor signaling pathway; positive regulation of Rho protein signal transduction. The transcript has 2 exons. The coding region runs from base 170 to 1216 and encodes 348 amino acids. Gene Ontology annotation, cellular component: plasma membrane. Gene Ontology annotation, molecular function: G protein-coupled receptor activity. Lineage: Eukaryota; Metazoa; Chordata; Actinopteri; Salmoniformes; Salmonidae.
GAUAUGGCUGCAUGCCUCAGUGUUUCACAAGUGUCUUGAAGUGCUUGUGAGGCCUCUGGUAGAAUGCUGAGAGAGAGAGAGAGAGAGAGAGAGAGAGAGAGAGAGAGAGAGAGAGAGAGGACAUGAUACAAAUAAAUGAGUACCAUUUCACAAAGUAGUUAGAUGCAUCAUGGGAGUGGAUCAGAACUUCUCUACAGUAGUGGACCUGAACACAUCUAAUAUAACCAUGGAGUACAGCUCAGCCCGCUCAGUGGAACAGGUCCCUACAGAAUACCGCAUCGCAGGCCUGGUCUUCUACUGUGUCAUCUUCACCAUUGGCAUAGUGGUCAAUGUCACCGCAUUAUGGGUAUUUGCAUUGACCACCAAGAGGAGGAACUCCGUCUCGGUCUACAUGAUCAACGUGGCCAUAGUGGAUCUCGUCUUUAUCAUCCUUCUCCCCUUCCGGAUGGUUUACUAUGGCCAGGACUACUGGCCGUUCGGAGACAUCUUCUGUCGGGUCAGCGCGGCUCUGACUGUCUUCUACCCCUGCAUGGCCCUGUGGCUCUUCGCCCUGAUCAGCACUGACCGCUACGUGGCCAUCAUCCAGCCCAAACACAGCAAAGAGCUCAAGAACAUCCCCAAAGCCCUGGUAGCAUGCAUCGGGGUGUGGAUCAUGACCCUGGGUAGCACUGUCCCCUUGCUCUUCCCAGAUCACGACCCGGAUCGCUCCUCCAACUUCACCACCUGCAUCAAGAUGCGUGACAUCAUCCACCUGCGAACGGACAACCCCGUCCACUUCACACGCCUGGCCUUCUUCUUCCUGGUGCCGACCUGUAUCAUGAUUGGUUGCUAUGUGGUCAUCGUGGAUAAUCUCGUCCACGGACGGACUUCCAAGCUCAAGCCCAAGGUCAAGCAGAAGUCCAUCAGGAUCAUCAUCACGCUCAUCGUCCAGGUGCUGGUGUGUUUCGUGCCCUUUCACGUUUGUAUGGUGGUUCUGUUGCUGGACGGUGGUGAUGGUUCGAACUACAGCACGUGGGGGGCCUUUACAACAUUCCUGAUGAACCUGAGUACAGUUCUGGAUAUUAUUCUUUACUACAUUGUCUCCAAGCAGUUCCAAGAUAGAGUGAUCAGUGUGAUUCUGUACAGGAACUACCUGCGUAGCGUACGGAGGAAGAGCAGACGCACACACACAGGGAGUGUGAGGUCGCUCAGUAACUUGACCAGCGCCAUGAUCUAAAGGUGGAAACCAAACUCAACUGUGCAAAAGAAGGUGACCCAGGGACUUAACAGAUGCAUACCUGGCAGACAGUGGCGGUCGGUGACAUUUAUUAUGAGGGAGGACAAUACAUUUUUUUAUGGGCAUGGCCUUAUUUCUAUUACAGCAUAUUGGAUGAUUGUCAUUCAUAUUCCAUUCACCCAGCUCAAUGUGACAUCGAUAGGUUUCAGCUACUACAUGAUACUCACAUUUCCCUAUCAUGAGGUUGGUACAGCGUAGCCCAUGAAUGAAAGUUUACAACCACAGGUCGAGGGAAAGAUUUGAGUUAUCAAGGUGGCAGACAGUGACACAUUCAAUACUGUCUUGCACACUCUUGCCCACAUCUAGCUGAUCUAUGGUGUAAUCAUUAGUCCAACAGUUGCAAACAAAAGUUGCAGGUAUGUUUUUCCCCAUUUCGUUCUGUUCGCUUCUGUUUAAGAAAUGUUUUUCAACAGAAUUGGUAGAAGGAAUAUACCCCUGAUCACACGCAAACACAGUUCACUUCACAGCAGCCACAUACAAACAGCAUGAGCACAACACAACACAUCAGCUGUCUGUGACCAGGCGAAAAAACCUUCCCAAGCCAAAAUGUCAUAUCAUAACCGCUAACCGCUACACACAGCCUACAUCGUUGUCACCAUAUUAGCUAACGUCAUAGUCAACAUAGCUACUACAACUAACAUGUUAGUAAACCCUCUACAAUCAUGCAGUAUGGUGUACAGUCAGCAAACUUGCUUCUCCUUUAUUUUUUAAGAAAAUAAUGUGUUCAAAAUUGAUAAACUAUUGUCUUUCUUUCUCGUUGAGUCAACUACUCACCACAUAGUAUGCACUGCAGUGCUAGCUAGCUUUAGCUAAUGCUUUUAGUACUAGAUUCAUUCACUGAUCCUUUGAUUAGGUGAACAACAUGUCAGUUCAUGCUGCAAGGGCUCUGAUAGGUUGGAGGCAGUCCUCAGGAAGUUCAUAAUUACUGUGUAGGUCUAUGGAAAGGGGUGAGAACCAUGAGCAUCCUAGGCUUUUGUAUUGAAGUCAAUAUACCCAGAGGAGGAUGGAAACUAGCUGUCCUCUGGCUACACUAUGGUGCUACCCCAGAGAGUGCUGUUGAGGCUACUGUGGACCUUUGCAUCAGCUGUCUGUGACCAGGCGAAAAAACCUUCCCGAGCCAAAAUGUCAUAUCAUAACCGCUAACAGUGUUUUCAUAAAUUAUUUGGUGACGUGAAUACAUUUUGUAUAGUUUUAUCUAAAAAGGAUAACUUUUUAAUAUUUCACUUAUUUUUAUUUUCAUCAAAUUUGUAGAGGAGGAUGGUCCUUCCCUUCCUCCUCUGAGGAGCCUCCACUGCUGGCAGAGUGUUCCAACACUGAGUAAAGUAUUCGGGUGUGUUCAGACUGGUGAUUCAGUAACUUAAUCACCAUUUACAUUUGAAAUGAUGGGUUGGAAGGGGGGUUAAGGGUCAUGGCGGAAGACUGGGUACAGGCCAGAUAUAUAAACUCACCUGACAAGGACUACUCUUCCCAAAAUGGAAAGUGAUAGCAUCCAAAUGACUUACACACACUUGACAUGGUGUGUCAAACCUAACUAAAUUGACCCAUAUGGUAAGGAGCUAUAUGAAUAAUAUAAUGAUUCAUAUAUGGGUACACCUAAAACAUAUCUUCUAAGAAAUAGUCCACAUUAAUACAAAGGCAUAAUAUAAGAACCAUAAUUGUUUUACUUACAUGUUGUCACAUAUACAGUGUAUGUGAGAAACACAAGAAUCAUGGAUGUUUUGUGCUUUCUUCUAAGAAGUAGGCCAUAGAUUUACUUAUGACAUUUCAUUAAAUCCUUGUGUGUGUGUGUUUGCUGUGGGCUUCAUGUUCAACUCAUUAAAAAAAACAGAUUUGAAUCCACA